AUGGUUGCUGAAGAGAAGUCUUCCCAGAAUGAUGGUGGUGUCCACGGCACAGCCAAUACUCCUACAAAGGCGGCUGAACAGGUCCACAAAGAGCCUUCGAUUAUUGAAGCCAACGACGGUGAUGGCAAAGGUGAAACUCUACCUUCUGCAGAUGAGCAAAUUGACGCUCUGGGUAUUCCUAAUUGGAGAGAGCUUGAGAAACAGGUUGUCAGGCGCUUGGAUGUGACCCUGAUGCCCUGUUUGUGGGUUCUCUAUCUCUUCAACUACCUAGAUCGUGCCUCUAUCGCAGCCCGUCCACCUAGACAAGCUCGUUUGAGUAGUCUGGAUGAAGACCUCAAUUUGGAAGGCUACCAAUUCGGUACCGCUGUGUCGAUCCUGAGCGUUGGAUACGUUCUUGGCCAGAUUCCAUCCAACAUGAUUAUUGGAAAGGUCCGGCCAAGUUUGUACCUGUGCUGCAUGGCUCUGGUCUGGUCUGGUGUCUCAGCCGCUACUUGUGGAGUGAAAAACUACGAAGGUCUCAUCGCCGUGAGAUUCUUUCUAGGUGUCGUGGAGGCUCCUCUAUUCCCAGGCGCAAUCUAUGUCAUGUCUUGUUGGUACACUCGCAAAGAAAUGGCCCUGCGUUGUGCUUUACUGUACACGGGUCAGACUUUGGCUUUCUGUACAGCUGGCCUGAUAGCAGCAGCUGUUUUCGGAACACUCGAAGGGUCCUAUGGACUGGCUGGCUGGCAGUGGCUCUUCAUUGUUCUCGCUUCUACGGGGGCGGGUCUGGCGAUGAUUGCCCUCUUUCUCUUGCCCGACUAUCCCGACUCUACCACAGGAAGUGCCCGAUGGUCCAUGACUGAGGACAUGCGCAAGGUCGCUGCUGCCCGCAUUCUGGCUGAUCGAGUGUCCACUGCGGAGGCAAAGGCAGGAGUCUGGCAAGGUUUGAAAAUGAGCGUCUUCGACUACAAGAUGUGGCUACUGGUCGGGAUGAACAUUGGUAUCUCAGCCGCUUAUGGCUUCUCCAAUUUCUUUCCAUCCAUCGUACGGGGAUUUGGAUACAACAACACCAUUACGCUUGUCUUGACAGCUCCGCCUUAUAUCUUCGCCGCCGCGGGAUCUCUGGUCAACGCCUGGCACUCCGACAAGACUAAAGAGCGAGGGUAUCAUUUUGCUGGACCAAUCGCAUUUGGCUGCAUUGGUUAUGUCAUCUGCCUGGCCACCGAGAACCGCAGUGCUCGGUAUGGGGCUUCAUUCAUCUACGUAGGCGGCAUGUACUUCGCCAACCCACUCAUCAGUACUUGGACGUCGAACACGAUGGGACGAACGCCUGAAAAACGCGCCAUAUCUGUUGCACUUGUCAACGUCCUCGGCCAGAUCGGCAAUCUAAUUGCACCUUACUUCUUUGUCGACUCAGACGAGCCGCGAUAUCGGCUUGCUUUUAUCAUGAUGAUGGUCAUGGGCCUGAUCGCCUGCGCAAGCGCCAUGGGAUUGAAGGUCUAUCUGUACAGGUCUAACAAAAAGCUGUACAAUGCAGCUGUUAGAAAUGGAACCGUUUAUCAACCAUACGUCAUGUAA
This is a messenger RNA of Colletotrichum karsti, 1557 nucleotides long. Its product is annotated as major facilitator superfamily transporter. Gene Ontology annotation, biological process: transmembrane transport. The transcript has 5 exons. The record is from RefSeq and is a predicted model, not a curated record. Bases 1 to 1557 code for a protein of 518 amino acids. Gene Ontology annotation, cellular component: membrane. Gene Ontology annotation, molecular function: transmembrane transporter activity. Lineage: Eukaryota; Fungi; Ascomycota; Sordariomycetes; Glomerellales; Glomerellaceae.